CUUGUCACUUUUCUAAAACAUCUGCGAACACUCAAAAUCCAACUGUUGAAGAAGAGCACUGAGAAAGUCGGAAAAUUGAUAUAGACCAAACGAGACUCCAACAAAACCAUCUUCCUUUCUGGAAGCCGGAAGCGUUGAAUUGAGUAUCUAUGUCUGGUUCUAGAGGCUUCUGGGAUUUUUUCUUUGUGCUUUUGAGAUUUUGCUCUGCUUUUAAACGGAGAAACCCUUUUCUCUAUUCGUGGUUCCUAACAUAAUCACAACCCAAGGACGAUGAUGCAUUCGACGGUGCAGCAUGGUGGGAACAAGAGUGGCAAGUCCAAUGUAUGGGCUAACACUAAUUUGGCAAAGACAGUGGCAGCGUUAGAUGAGUUCAAAUUUGGAUUCCCAUCAGGCGGGUUAACAACUGUGUCAAACAAAUGGUGGGGAAGGCCAGAGAAAGGCGGACGCCAAGAUGUUGGAGGAGAGAAUACUGAAUAUGGAGAUGGAGAUGUCAAGGACGAAGCAGCUUCUCAUACGCAAAAUUCUUUGGUGGCUAUUAGGAAAAGAAUAGCGGAAGAAGGAAGAGAAGCUGUUGAACUUGGUCUGCAUAAAGGAUUUUGUUCAAAAAGACCAGACAAGAGAGAUCAAGCUUUACUGUUUCAGAUUUUCAACGCUGCACUGCCAAAGGAUUGGGUUACUGAUUCUUCUUAAAUUCGUAUUCUAGGUUAGAACAGAGUUCCCUCUUAACAAUUAUGCUCUCUUAUAUGUAAUCCGCAAGUUCUUCAACUCCUGCAAACUAUAUGUAUUAUGUUUGUAAUCGAAAGGGUGAAUAACUUUCUGUAGCA
Molecule: messenger RNA, 824 nt
Organism: Arabidopsis lyrata subsp. lyrata
Lineage: Eukaryota; Viridiplantae; Streptophyta; Magnoliopsida; Brassicales; Brassicaceae
Exons: 3
Coding region: 271-690 (139 amino acids)
Source: RefSeq, a predicted model, not a curated record